AUGACCAACAGCACGGAUAUGAAAGUGUUCUACCUCAAUGCCUUUACCGACAUGGAAUUCAAAGGACUGUACUUUGCUUUGUUCCUUAUCAUUUACCUUGUCACAGUAAUAGGUAAUAUUUGUAUUAUUUUCCUAGCAAUAAUUGAUGAUUUCCUUCAGACACCAAUGUACUUUCUCCUUAGAAAUCUGGCAUUUUUAGACAUUUGCUAUACAUCUACAACACUGCCACAAAUACUUGCCAAUUUAUUGAUAGAGCAUUUAGCUAUUUCUGUACCGGCAUGUAUUAUCCAGCUAUUUUUCUUCCUUUCAUUAGCGGCCUCCGAGUCUUCUUUAUUGGCCAUAAUGGCGUAUGACCGAUAUGUUGCUAUAUGUAAUCCAUUGAGAUAUUCUGCCAUUAUGAAUAAAGAUGUUUGCCUCCAUAUGGUUGCUGGGACCUGGGUAGUUGGGGUCAUUUUUGGGACAAUUCACACAGCUAACACAUUUAGAUUGACCUUUUGUGGCUCCAAUGUUCUCAACCAUUACUUCUGUGACAUUCCACCCUUGUUGAAGAUUUCCUGCAUUGAUACUCUACCUAACGAGGCUACUGUUUUUGCGGUGGGGAGCUUGCUAAUGCAUGGCUGCUUCUUAUUGAUAUUUGGAUCUUAUGUACAAAUUUUGCUGUCAGUCCUGAAUAUUCGAAAAGGAUGUGGGAGAAAGAAGGGUCUGUCAACUUGUGUGUCCCAUCUCAUUGUUGUACUUUUGUUUUACGGAAGUGGUAGCUUUAUGUACUUCCGUCCCAAAUCUAAUGUGCUUGCUGAUAAGGAAUGGCUAUUGUCUCUGUUCUACACAAGCAUUACACCUCUCUUAAACCCCCUCAUAUACAGUCUGAGGAACAAAGAUAUUCAAGGGGCAUUUCGAAAACAUCUGAAGAGAUUUCCAAUACAAAGACAUUUCUAG
Molecule: messenger RNA, 936 nt
Organism: Bufo bufo (common toad)
Lineage: Eukaryota; Metazoa; Chordata; Amphibia; Anura; Bufonidae
Product: olfactory receptor 2D3-like
Exons: 1
Coding region: 1-936 (311 amino acids)
Biological process (GO): G protein-coupled receptor signaling pathway
Cellular component (GO): membrane
Molecular function (GO): G protein-coupled receptor activity; olfactory receptor activity
Source: RefSeq, a predicted model, not a curated record